CUGGGUCCCUCGGAACUAUGACGGUGACCUCGGUCCUGCGGGCGCUGCUAUUGUUGCGGUUGCUCUUGGCGGGCAGCGGGGGCGGCGGAGCAGGUGUUAAUUUUCGUUUUGCUUCUUAUAUUGGUGAUCACAUGGUGUUGCAGAAAGAACCAGUUGGAGCUGUGGUCUGGGGUUAUGGAAAAAUUGGAGGCAUUGUGAUGGUGACUCUGCACCAAGCUCAGGAAACCAUCAUGAAAAAGGUAGCCUAUGUGAAAGAACAGUCUGGGACCUGGAUCGUGGUAUUGGAUCCUAUGAAGCCUGGUGGACCUUAUAAUAUGACGGCAGAGCAAAUCAUUAAGAAGGAGAGAUACAGCCAGACAAUACAUGAUGUCUUAUUUGGAGAUGUUUGGCUAUGCAGCGGGCAAAGUAACAUGGAGAUGUCAGUUUCUCAGAUUUUUAAUGCUUCCGAGGAGGAGGCGAAGGCCUUUUCCUAUCCAUUUAUCCGCAUCUUUACAGUUGGUCUUGUCAAGGCAAAGGAGGAGCUAGAGGAUCUUACUUCAAUUGAUUUGCCAUGGUCUCUGCCUAGCCCUCAAAACCUGGGCCAUGGGAAUUUUACUUAUUACUCAGCAGUAUGCUGGCUGUUUGGGCGCUAUCUGUCUGACAUCCUGAAGUAUCCUAUUGGGCUGGUCUCCUCCAGUUGGGGUGGAACACCUAUAGAAGCUUGGUCAUCUUGGCGGUCACUGCAAGCCUGUGGAAUCUCAAACAAAGCGAAACAGUUUCCUUUCUUCAGUCUAUAUUCUGGCCCCACUGACCAUUCUGUACUUUGGAAUUCAAUGAUUCAUCCAUUACUCAACAUGACAUUAAAAGGAGUGAUAUGGUACCAGGGAGAGAAUAAUGCAUACUAUAACAAUGAUCUAUACAAUUGCACCUUUCCUGCUUUCAUUGAAGACUGGCGCCAGGCUUUUCAUUAUGGCUCUCAAGGACAGACACAGCGGCUUUUCCCUUUUGGGUUUGUGCAAUUAUCUACAACUAUGUCUAAAGAUGAGGAUUAUGCAUUCCCUAGAAUUCGUUGGCACCAAACAGCUGAUCUUGGCUAUGUUCCCAAUGUGAAGAUGCCCAAUACCUUCAUGGCUGUGGCAAUGGACCUGUGUGACAGAGAUUCUCCUUUUGGAAGCAUUCAUCCUAGAGAUAAACAGACUGUGGCCUACAGACUGCAUUUGGGAGCCCGUGCCAUAGCUUAUGGAGAGAUGCUUCCUUUUCAGGGACCACUGCCUGAAAAGAUAGAACUUUUAGCUGACAAAGAACUUCUCAAAAUUGAAUACCACCAGAAAAUCCAGGUGCAGAAGGAGGAUGACAAGAUUUAUGAGAUCUCAUGCUGCAAUGACCAUCAGUGUAAGUGGAUUCCAGCCCCAAUGGGCAACUCCUCUUCCCAAACUCUAGCCCUUAAAGUUGAUUCCUGUCAUGGCAUUGUGACUGCUCUCCGCUAUGCCUGGAGUACAUGGCCAUGUGAAUACAAACGGUGCCCCAUUUAUAAUCCUAGCAGUACUUUGCCAGCCCCACCAUUCAUCACAGUCAUUCCAAGUUAAGAUUCCUAGUUGCAAAAAUUUUGAGAAGGAAUGAGAAAAAAAAAUAACUGAAUUAGGCUAAGAUUUCAUUUCAGUUUAGCUCUGAUUAGAUCCUGGAUGAAAUGCUCAUGUCUUAAAUUCUGGGCUGGUUUUCUAUAACUAGUCAUGGGUGGAACCUUUAAGAAGCUAGCUAGAGGGAUAGCUAAGUGAUAUGGUGGACUGAGCACUGGCCUUGGAUAAAGUUCAAAUCUAGCCUCAGACACUUACUAGCUGUGUAAAUUUAGGCAAAUGACUUAAUCCUGACUGCCUUAAAAAAAAAAAAGCCAGCCAGAACCGAGCAGAUUUAAUAUUUUAGAUAGAAAAAUAUCACUAGCUUUGAUGCUUUCUUGUGGAAAUUCUUUACAUUCACACUGUGAGAAAUAGUUUGGGAUAUAUUGUUCUAAAUUUAAAAUUUAAAUGCUGUAGGAAAGCCCAAUAUUUAAGAAGGACUUUUUACUUUAAAAACAUUUAAAGUGAAAUUAUCAUCUAUUUUACCCAUCUCCAAGUUUUGUUCUUUUGUACAAUGUUUCCAACAUUGUCCUUCCAAGGGAAGGCAAACAUUUAAGAUGAUUAAGCAAUAUAAAAAUAAAAUUAUUUUCAUUA
Antechinus flavipes (yellow-footed antechinus) is the source of this 2186-nucleotide messenger RNA. It is a transcript of the gene SIAE, whose product is annotated as sialic acid acetylesterase. The record is from RefSeq and is a predicted model, not a curated record. Lineage: Eukaryota; Metazoa; Chordata; Mammalia; Dasyuromorphia; Dasyuridae. Gene Ontology annotation, biological process: carbohydrate metabolic process. Gene Ontology annotation, molecular function: sialate O-acetylesterase activity. The coding region runs from base 18 to 1565 and encodes 515 amino acids. The transcript has 10 exons.